CACAAGGACUUGAGAGGAAGGGGCAAACAUUUGGUUUUUGAAAAUAGCCAUACUUUUCAGACCUCCUGCUAGGAAAACAUGCUUGGGAGACCGACACCCCCUUGCUUCAUUAAACGAAACCAAAACAAACCAACAGAAAACCCGCGCAAGGAGAAGUCUCAUCACUGAAAAGUUUUCUGUCUGAUGCACCCUGGACCUCAUCUUGUCCUGUGGGACCCGCUGGUUAGCAACCUCUCCUGGAAAGCCUUCUAGCAGCCCUUUAUUUAAUUGCUCAUUUGGAAAGAAAGGCUGUGUUCUGGGAAGCUUGGAAAAGCAGAGGGUGUUUCUCAGUGACACUAGGGCUACUGUGAUGUCAGGAAAAGGAACUGAAGAAACCAAAAAGAAUAACCCUAACUGAAACACAAAAAAACUAAAGCAAACGCCUCCGCCCUACAAUGAUCCGAACGGGGUAAAACUGAAGCAUGUUGCGCCAGCCGGGCCUCGUGCAGCAGCGCAGCUCCACCGGCAGGAUUGUUCCCGGGGCAGAGACCCGCGGGCAAGGCGGAAGCCAGGUGGCGCCGCUUUCCCAGCAGGGCCACUGAGGGGAAGCCCCCGUCUCUGCGCAGGCGCCCGGCGCGGGGAGCGUGUGCGCGGGAGCUGGGGCUGCUCUCCGCUCCGCUCCCGUGCUCGCGGCUCCCGGCCGCUUGUUUCCCGCGGAUUUCCUUCGGGAAAGGCGAAGACCCCUCGGAAGGUUUGCCUUCGCAAGCUGCUGGAGGCGGCGGCGCCACGUCCGAGGUGCAGGUGCGCGCACUGGGGCCGGCGGCGCAGCCGGGAGCCGGAGCCAGGCGCCAUGCACGAGUGUACAGAGAGCGAGAGCCCAGGCCCCCGGCUGGGUGACAUCCCUCCUGGGGAGACGUGGCUGCUGCGCUGCAGCCCGUGGCAGCUGCGCGCCUUCCCUUCGCAGCAGGAGCUGGAGGAGCAGGGCCCAGGAGGUCUGCAGGCAGGGGCUGAGGGUGCAGAAGUCCCUCGUGUCGUCCAGACCAGAGCUGGUCCAGCACAGAGAGAUUUGGGGGCAGGACACAAUGCAGGCCACGCAGCCCCCUUGUGAGGCCAAGCUGCUCUCCACGACCCCACAGCUGGCACUGCAGGAUGAGCUCCCCACCCCAGAGCCCUGGCGCCAGCUCUUCCGCAGCCUUCGCUACCGGGAAGCUGAAGGCCCAAGGAAGAUUUGCAGCCGCCUGCGGGAGCUCUGCCGGCGCUGGCUGGAGCCCCAGAGCUGCAGCAAGGAGCAGAUCCUGGAGCUGGUGGUGCUGGAACAGUUGCUGGCCAUCCUGCCCCAGGACAUGCAGAGCUGGGUGCGCGGGUGCCGCGUGGCGACCUGCACUCAGGCUGUGGCCCUGGCCGAGGGGUUUCAGCUGGUACAGAUGAGAGCGUUUGGUUGGUGCCAUUUGUAUUUCCACGUGUCUGGGGAAUGUUGCUUCCCAGCUCCCCAGUGACACAUUUAUCUCGUCCCCAGGUCACAGUGCAUGUGAAGGUCGAGGAGAUGUCCUCAGACAAGAUGCAGCCCACUGGGGCUCUGCUGGAGCCUGGUGAUUCCUGGGUGCAGCAGCUAAAGGUUCAUUGUGAGGACAGGCCUCUGGCGGAGGCAGGAGAGAGAGAAACCCCAGGGCCCGAGGACAAGCUGCCUCAUGUCACCAAAGAGGAGCCUCCACUUAACCUGGAGCCAGGUGCUGGGACCCUGAGCAGAGCAGAUCAGCAGCCUCCCAAGGAAGGGCCUGUCAACCUGGAGCUGCAGAGACCCUCUGCAGGGAAACGGGGACAGAGCAGCUCCCUGACACCUGGGCCAGGCCAGCUGCAGAAGGGGCAGGGCAGGCCUGCAAAGCAGGGGGAGAGCAUGGAGCUCCGGGAGGUGUUUGAGGACGUGGCAGUGUAUUUCACAUGGGAGGAGUGGGAGCUGCUGGAAGAGGAAGACAAGGAGCUUUACCGGGACCAGAUGCUGAAGAACUACCAAGCCCUUGUUUUCCUAGGAUAUCAAGGUCCCACACCUGACUUACUCUGCCGCAUCCAGUCAGGACAGGUGCAGCUCUGGGUGUGUGAUGAUGAGGACUGUGGGGAAAUCUCGAGGUCGGAGGACCUGCUGCCAGGACAUGCCUGGUUGCUGAGCAGAAGUGAGGAGCAGGCUCCUGAGGAAGGGCCUGGAAAGCUGGAGCCAGCCUGGGCUUCCCUGGGGAGUAUGGGUGAGGUGGAUUCCCUGAGCCCAACGAAGGACCAAUGGCACAAGGAUCAGGGGAUGCCCCAGAAGCAGGAGACUGUAGCAAUGAAUGCGGUCCCAUCUCUAGUUGGGCAUUGGAGUGAAGAAGGGAAAGAAGCCAGAAAAAGCCCAAGGUGCAGGGAAGAAUAUGUCAUGCUGAGACACCUGAAGAGGCAGAAAGCAAAGGUCCACUGCAGAGAGAGACUAGAUGCAAACCAAGUCAGUAUGGGGGGCCUCAAAGGGAAGCAAGAACUCACUACUAAGCCCAGGGGGAGAGCCCACCCCUGCCCUCAGUGCAGGGAAAGUUUUAGCUGCCCCUCACUCCUGACUCUGCACAAGAUAAGGCACUCUGGGGAGAAGCCCCAUGUAUGUGCCAAGUGUGGGAAAAGUUUCACCUGCCUCUCGACCCUGGCUGCUCACCGCCAGAUCCAUUCUGGACAGCUCCCCCACCGCUUCACCAAAAGGGGGAAGAGCUUUGUGCGCAGCUUGGAGCUGUUCAAAACCCAGGAUGUGCACAGGAAGAAGUGUCAGUACCGCUGUGUCACAUGUGGUAAGACCUUCACCCAUUUCUUCUCCCUGGUUCAGCACCGUCGGAUGCACUUGGGAAGGAAGGCACACCGCUGCACCAAGUGCAGGAAGAACUUCAUCAGCUGGCAAGGCCUGUUGUACCACCAGUGUGUGCAGAGGGGGCAGCAGCCACACUGCUGCACGAAGUGUAGGAAGAGCUUCAGGCAGCUCUCCAGCCUGACCAAGCAGAGGUGCAUGCACACAGGGGAGAAGCCAUAUCAGUGCUCUGAGUGUGGGAAGAGCUUCACCUACCACUCCCACCUGGCCAAGCACCAACAUGUCUACACAGGGGAGACGCCAUAUCAGUGCUCUGAGUGUGGGAAGAGUUUCAGCAUCCCCUUCUGCCUGGCCCGGCACCAGCGCAUCCACACAGGAGAGAAGCCACAUCAGUGCUCUGUGUGUGGGAAGAGCUUCACCCAGUCCUCCACCCUGGCCCGGCACCAGCGCAUCCACACCGGGGAGAAGCCAUAUCUGUGCUCUGACUGUGGGAAGAGCUUCACUCGGUCCUCCUACCUGGCCCAUCACCAGCGCAUCCACAAAGGGAGAAGCCACAUCGUUGCUUUUAGUGUAGGAAGAGCUUCACCUACUCCUCCAGCCUGUUUUGAACACCAUGACAAAAGGGAUUUAUCUAAUCUUCUUAUGCUGCUGCUUCUGUCCCUGGAGUUGCACACCAAGAGAGCAUCGAAUCACCAACUAUGGGACUGCAAGAGACGUCGGGGCCGUCUAGUCACCCCCUGCUCAAGGCAGGAGCACGCCCUACAAACCCGUCCAGCCAAGCAUCAACCCUGCUCGUAAGCAUUGGUAAGCAUGGAGAUUGCACAACUCUCCGGGUAGCCCAUUUCCGUGUUCCAAAAAACCUAAAAAAAAUCACCCUCAUAUAGAGCGAAAGGUCUUAUAUCGAACCAAAAUAUCCCCUGCUGCAAUACUUGAUUUACUCUGAGUCUGUUGCUGUGGCUGAAGAAAACAGGGCACGUCUCCAUCCUCUCCAUGGCCACCUCUCAGGGAUUUGAAGACAUCGAGCUCUCGAGGACUAAUCUCACAACACAGUCGUUCAACCAAGAUACGUCCAUCUUCCAGUCCGUUCAUCCCAAACGAAAGAGAUAGCGCCAUUAUCGUUAAGGAAGCAGGCAGGAAAGGUAAAAUGAGGAUGGCAGAGAAGGAGCAUUACCUCAAGGCGCAGUAAGCAUAUGAUAUCCAUGAAAGAGCCUCUUCAGCCGCAGCUCUGGUGAAAGGGCUGUUUGUCCAAAGGCAGAAGAGGGAGAUCCAGGGCACGGAUCUGGUUAAACAUUUCGCCCUCCAGAAAGGGAAAGGGCUUGAAGGGAAACUGAGGGAAGUUGCCCAUGAAAGCGGUGCAAUGCUGAGAGACUGGGAGGAUCCACACCGUCAAAGGGCCGACAGUAGGCAGCAAGUAAUACAGUGUAUUUUCCCCCAGCUCAGAGCUGGGAGCCAGCGGGAGCCCCCCGGCCUACAGAAAUAGAGGUUACGUCACCGCAGGGAACACGUGUGAGAUAGACCUGGGCCGUAUGUUCUUGUGCACACACAAUAAAUGGUGUUCGUUAGGAGCUGUUGUUGGAGUCCCUUUCCUCAUCCGCUGUCACAGUGCCCUGGAGGGAAACCCUUGCAGGGUCCAGUCCUGGUUGGAGUCCCUCCUUGUGAGUACCAUCAGGUCGUGUGCAAGCCAAGCCCUGUCUCACACCCGGUGGCUGAUGCAGCGGUGCGGCCGGACACGGCCGAGACGUGCAGGUGGGCAGACCCGGAGAACGUGACACGCAUCACAAUGGCCCCUUCUAGAACCGGCUCAUCGCCGUGCGGCUCUUGGAGACGCACACAGCAGGUCAACUGCUCCCGACCCGACACUGGUUGUUGUCAGGUCACACCCGUGUCCUUGCGAUCACCCUGACCGCAAGGGUAAGUGUGGGCAAAUGAGGGGGGUGUUUGCACCCACACUUGGGGAGUCCUAGGGUGGGUGACUUGUGGCUGGGGGUAUUGUCACUUUUAUGCUUUCGUUUCUUUCCUAAACAUGACUUCAGUCCGCUCCAGUAGCAAGCCAAGGACUGAAGACUAGGUGUGCUUGCCUGCCAUGGGGGGAGGCGGGGGGAGUGCUUGGAGCGAUGAUGUUUGGCGGGGCAGGCAUGGUGAGGGGUGCAGCGGACGGGGCAGUGAGGAUGUGGAUGGUUGCUUUAGGGUUUCCAUAUUUCCAGGUCCAAAAUGCAGGACACCUGUCACAUGGCGGCGGGGGGACGGGGGGAUAUGACAGUGUGAGGGCAGGGACAUGCCAGUGCCCUGUCACUGCCCAUGCUGUUGCCCCUCAGUGCCAAGCCACAGCCCCCGCCAGCCCUGCUGCUGCCCCUCACUCCCAACCCACUGACCCCAGCCCUGCCAGUGCCCCUCACCCCCAAACUGCAGUACCCUGCCCCCCGGGCCAUGAUGCUGCCCCUCACUCCAGACAUCAAGUAACUGGGAAUUACUGGUUGUGGUUUCAACUUGCUCUUCCUUCUUUCUU
Alligator mississippiensis (American alligator) is the source of this 5300-nucleotide messenger RNA. Its product is annotated as zinc finger protein 436-like. Gene Ontology annotation, biological process: regulation of immune system process; regulation of cytokine production; negative regulation of transcription by RNA polymerase II. NCBI's taxonomy places the organism in Eukaryota, Metazoa, Chordata, Crocodylia, Alligatoridae. Bases 1451 to 3592 code for a protein of 713 amino acids. The record is from RefSeq and is a predicted model, not a curated record. The transcript is spliced from 7 exons.